Molecule: messenger RNA, 501 nt
Organism: Fraxinus pennsylvanica
Lineage: Eukaryota; Viridiplantae; Streptophyta; Magnoliopsida; Lamiales; Oleaceae
Source: the annotation of a GenBank genome assembly
AUGGUGUUCUUGUCCAGGAUUGCAACGAACAAUGGAUAUGGUGAAAAAUCUUCUUAUUUUGAUGGUUGGAAAGCAUAUGACAGUGAUCCCUUUCAUCCCACAAAAAAUACUCUUGGAGUCAUUCAAAUGGGACUCGCAGAAAAUCAAGUACAAACACGCCUGCUUUUCUUUGAUUUAAUCCAAGAAUGGGUUGAGAACAACCCAAAAGCUUCCAUUUGUAAAUCUCAAGGAUCAAAUGGCUUCAAGGAUGUUGCUCUUGCCUUUGCCACUGUCGCUCAUUGUGCGACUUUGAAGUUUGAAUUCAGUAACCCAAUAACUAGAAACGUGACUUGUUCAGUCAAGGGCGUAACAGAUAGCAAUGAACACUACAAGCUCAACUUUAGUGGAGAUCACGAGGACACCAUAUGCGAAGUGAAUCUACCCAAGAGUCCAGAACCCGAGUGCAGCGUGCCAAUGGCUGGCCAAGAAACAAUCGGAAUCGUGUGCACCGAAAAUAGUUGA